Molecule: messenger RNA, 8392 nt
Organism: Grus americana (Whooping crane)
Lineage: Eukaryota; Metazoa; Chordata; Aves; Gruiformes; Gruidae
Gene: MET
Product: MET proto-oncogene, receptor tyrosine kinase
Exons: 29
Coding region: 2118-6266 (1382 amino acids)
Biological process (GO): positive regulation of kinase activity; regulation of GTPase activity; cell migration
Cellular component (GO): membrane; semaphorin receptor complex
Molecular function (GO): semaphorin receptor activity; ATP binding; protein binding
Source: RefSeq, a predicted model, not a curated record
AAAAAAAUCUUAAUUGUGUAUGAUCUGUUGAAUCAUGGAUUACUGAGGUCUGAAACUGAAAGCAAUGCUGUUGCUGAUGGAAACAAGAACUGGGCUUAAAUGCAGAGGGAUUCCUCUUAGCACUAGCAAAAGCCUCCAGUCUGGACCCUCACCUUGAGUCCUGGGGACUCUGGCUCUCUUGAUAAGCAAUAUUUCUCAUUUAGAAGAUUAAGCCUUUAUAGAGACAAGGGAAAGUAAAAUAAAUUUGGGAAGAAUUAACAAUGCUGAAUUAAUAACAUAUUUGUAUUAGCAACAAUUAAAGGUGCACGCUGUACUUCUUUAAACCUUUUACUUAGAUUCACAGCCACAACUGUGAUACUUGCCUCAGCUAUUGUCCUUUUGUGGUCACUACUGUCAUUUCAGCUAGCCCUUCUCCUUACUUCCUCCAUCAGUGGUUACAUCACCGCGAUAUCCAGGAAUUCCUUCAUUCACACAGACAUGUCACUAACUCACAGGGAUGCUCAGCCCCACCUCACUUGUUUCAAGAGACUUACAGGGAACUCACAGAGCCCUGCUGCUCUGCUCAGCACCUUCAGCUCAAGGUUCUACCAUGAAAACUGUGGCGAUAACUACAGCUGAAAGCUGGAAUAAGACUUAAGAUGACACCCUCUAGCAUGGAGCUUUAUAAAGUGUGGGCCAUGUCUAGACUUGAAAAACCUGCUUGCAAGGAAAAUUGUGGUCAUGAAACAUAUAAAGAGAAAGACUACAAGGUUCAAUUCAACUAUUUUUACUUUUCUGGAGUCCCAGGACUCAUCUCAUCAGAUAAAGAGAUUAAUUUAAAGCCAAUCUUCAGUCCAAAGCUAUGCCUGUACACUUCAGAUGAGAUUCAUUUUGGAUUCGCUGGCAGCAAUAAGUGACAUGCCGGGAGUCAGCCUUGGAACACGAGCCACUGCCCUAAGGAGAAGCUAGCCUCACAAAGGCUGCUUUCUUUCUCGGGAAGCCUUGCCUUGCAGCACAGCCACCCAGCCUCUACGCGCCCUGGAUCGAACCUGCUCGUUGAGAGGUGUCAGUCCAAGUGUGCUCUGGGCAAUCUUUUCACUAUAACUAUUUCAACACAUGCCAAGCACAGGAAGGAUAACAACAGCAGCAUUUUCAAAAGGGGACUGAGAAGACAGGUUGAAGUGAUCUGGAUGCUUCAAAGUGGCAAGCUGACCUCACAAGCUGACUUGACCACGGUGACCGAGGUGACCUCCUUCAUCUGGUGACCAGGAUGCUCAAGGCAGAUGAUCCAAAUAACUCUGAUUUCUUCAAGAAAUGGUUGCAGACAAAAAUUGCUGGAUUUCACAAACAAGCAGUUAUGUGAGCAGCCGGCUAAGCAACAUGCUAUUAAAAACACCCCUGCCAAACCGAGGGCAGACACAGUCACCAUAUCUAUGAGGGACUGGCACAGACGCACAGCUACCACCGAGCCGGGUAAAGAGCAGCACACGACGCCUGAGCCUUCCCUGGCCCUCCGCAGCAGGCUGGGCAGGUAGGCAGGGAGCUCACCAACAUUAAUACUCGUGCAAAUGGCACACUGCAGAGCUGCCUCGUGACCUACAACGAUGAGCACAACCGCAGAAACCAGGCUGCAAAUCUGCAAAUGCCCGUGGCACUCGGCAUCACCAAACUUAACUGUGCUAAGAACCAACUCGGCCCCUUGAGGAACUUGCCAAAUAUAUCCACACGCUGAUGUGCUACAACUGCUUUGUGUGCUGUUGUGUCCUGACCGUCCGGAGCAGAUUUGCUUUCAGCUACCUGCGCACCAUCUCCUUCUACAUCGUAUCAGUCGGCUGGUUUAACGCCAAGGUGGAAGCAGUCAUCUCUCUUCUGCUGCCAUGCAACACAAAAUUCAUCAUGAGAAAAUCCUUCUGUGAAUUGUUCUGAAAGCAGUGAAAUGGGUACCCGUGAAGAACAGUAUCUGGCACAAGACUGUUAAUGACACUAAGCAAGAUUGCGACACUUCUUAAACUGAAAUAGCUCAGCUAAUACAUGCAGCCUAGAAAUGGAUUUCUGUUGACUAAUAAACUUAUGUUUUAGUAUAUUAACUAUAACCACUCUCUCCUUUAAAUAUAUUUUGACAGAUUAAAUCUCUGACAAUGAAGCCUUUUACUGCAUAUCCUUCUGGGUUUAUCAUAUUCCUGUUUGCCUUGCUGCAGAGGAGCCAUGGACAAUGCAGAGAAGCAGCUAAAAAAUCAGAGAUGAAUUUGAGUGUAAAAUACGAUCUUCCUAACUUCAUUGCGGAAACACCGAUUCAGAAUGUAGUUUUAUACGAGCAUCAUGUUUAUAUUGGAGCAGUCAACAAGAUUUAUGUACUAAAUGAAACUCUCCAGAACAUUUCUGUGUACAAGACUGGGCCCAUUUUGGAGAACCCUGACUGCGCGCCAUGUGAAGACUGCAAAGAUAAAGCCAAUUUAUCUAACAGCGUAUGGAAGGAUAAUGUCAACAUGGCACUGCUCUUAGAAACUUACUAUGAUGAUCAGCUCAUCAGCUGUGGUAGCGUGUCCGGAGGCGUCUGCCACCGUCACAUCAUUCACCCUGACAACCCUGGUGACAUCGAAAGCGAGGUGCACUGCAUGUAUUCACCCCAGGUGGACGGAGAAGCAGAUAAUUGUCCUGACUGUGUUGUAAGCAGCUUAGGAACCAAAGUUCUGGUGACUGAAAAGGACAGGUUUGUCAACUUCUUUGUUGGAAAUACUGUGACAUCUACAUUUCAGCCUCCUCAUGUGCUGCAUUCAAUAUCAGUUAGAAGGUUAAAAGAAACACAGGAUGGUUUUGAAUUUCUCACAGAUCAGUCUUACAUAGAUAUCCUCCCUCAGUUCCGCGACUCGUACCCCAUUAGGUAUGUCCAUGCCUUUGAAAAGGAUCACUUUGUCUAUUUUCUGACUGUCCAGAGAGAAUCUCUUGACUCCCAGGCUUUUCACACUAGAAUUAUCCGCUUCUGCACUUUAGACUCAGAGAUGCGUUCUUACAUGGAAAUGCCUCUUGAGUGUAUUUUUACCGAAAAGCGGAGGAAGAGGUCCAUCCGAAAGGAGGUAUUCAACAUUUUGCAAGCUGCCUACGUAAGCAAGCCAGGUGCAGCUCUAGCCCACGAAAUGGGCCUUGGGUUGAACGACGAUAUUCUCUACGGCAUUUUUGCACAAAGCAAACCAGACUCUUCCGAGCCCACCAACCGAUCUGCGGUCUGCGCCGUGUCCGUGCGAACCAUCAAUGAGUUCUUCAACAAGAUUGUCGACAAGCAGAACAUGAAAUGUCUCCAGCACUUUUACGGGAAAGAGAGCAAAUACUGCUUGAACAGGGCUUUUUCAAGAAAUGCUUCGUACUGCAGAGCACAAGAUGAUGAAUAUCGCUUAGAAGUUACGACUCCUUUGCAGAGGGUUGACUUGUUCAUGGGCCAGUUCAACAGUGUCCUGUUAACUUCGAUAUCUGUCUUCACCAAAGGGAACCUCACCGUUGCUAAUCUGGGAACUUCGGAGGGCCGCUUCAUGCAGAUAGUGGUUUCCCGUUCAGAACCCACAGCUCCACAUGUCAGCUUUCAGCUCGACUCCCACCCUGUCUCUCCCCAAGUUGUUGUCGAGAAUUCAUUAGCAGAUGAUGGCUAUACCCUGGUAGUGACUGGGAAAAAGAUAACGAAGAUCCCGCUGAAGGGGCCGGGCUGCCAUCACUUCGGGUCCUGCAGCCAGUGCCUGCUGGCGCCUCCCUUCAUGCAGUGCGGCUGGUGCGGCCAGCAGUGCCUCCGGGCUCGCCAGUGCCCUGGCCGCACCUGGACACAGGACACCUGCUUGCCUACGGUUCAUGAGAUUCUCCCAAGCAGUGCUCCCUUAGAAGGCGGGACAAAACUGACACUGUGUGGAUGGGACUUUGGAUUCAGCAAAAAUAAUAAAUUUGAAUUAAAAAAUACAGUAGUCCAUAUCGGAGGACAAAUUUGUGCUCUGGAAGCAAAAUCUAGCAACAAAAACAAGCUGGAAUGCACAGUUCCUGCUGCAAAAAAUCCAGGUUUUAAUAUAUCCAGUAGUGUUUCUGUUGGACAUGGCAAAACACUAUUCAAUACAUUUUCAUACGUGAAUCCUGUAAUAACAAGUAUCUCUCCCACCUAUGGCCCCAAAUCUGGAGGAACAUUGCUGACUAUAGCUGGAAAAUACCUAAACUGUGGAAAAUCCAGAAGGAUUUUUGUUGGCGAGAAACCAUGCACCUUGAAAAGCGUAUCGGUGAGCACUAUAGAGUGCUACACUCCGGCACAACAAAUUCCCCAGGAAUAUCGUGUGAGGGUGGGAAUCGACGAAGCUAUUCGAGAUGUGAGUGGUCAUUUCACAUACAGAGAAGACCCCAUUGUUUUAAAAAUUCAUCCAGCCAAAUCUUUUCUUAGUGGUGGAAGUACAAUCACAGCUCAGGGAAUCAACUUGAACUCAGUGUGCUUUCCUCAGAUGGUGAUUACUGUACCUAAACUGGGAAUGAACUUCUCUGUGGCAUGUAGCCACCGCUCUAGCUCAGAGAUAAUCUGCUGUACAACUCCUUCACUGAAAGCCUUCAAUCUCCAGCCACCCUUUGUAACCAAAGUGUUCUUUAUUUUUGACGGUGUCAGCUCUUCGUACUUUGAUUUUGAUUAUGUAAAUAAUCCUGUAUUUAAGCAUUUUGAAAAGCCAGUGUUCAUCUCAAGAGGCAACCAAAACGUUCUGGAAAUUAAGGGAAAUUAUAUUGAUUCAGAAGCUGUUAAAGGAGAGGUGCUAAAAGUUGGAAAUAAAAGCUGCGAAAACCUCCUCCUGCAGUCGGAAUCAAUUCUGUGUACGGUUCCCAGUGAUCUCCUGAAAUCCAACAGCGAGCUAAAUAUAGAGUGGAAGCAAGAAGAUUUGUCAACAGUUAUCGGAAAAGUGCUGAUCCGGCAAGAUCAGAAUUUCACAACACUAAUUGCUGCAGUUGUUUCAGUAUCAGUUUUAAUUUUGAUCUUUUUGGUGGUUUGCGCCUGGAGAAGGAAGAAGAAACAAAUUAAAGAUCUGGGAAGCGACCUAGUGCGCUAUGAUGGCAGAGUGCACACUCCUCACCUGGACAGGCUGGUGAGCGCGAGGAGUGUAAGUCCAACAACAGAAAUGGUUUCAAGUGAAUCUGUAGACUACAGAUCAACUUUUCUAGAAGAUCAGUUUCCAAGCAUGUCUCAGAAUGGAUCGUGCAGACCUGCCCAGUAUCCUCACUCUGACCUCUCCCCAAUUCUGUCCAGCGGGGACUCAGAUUUAGCCAGUCCACUUCUCCAAACUAAUGUCCACAUCGACAUCAGUGCCUUAAACCCCGACCUGGUCAAAGAAGUGCAGCAUGUGGUUAUUGGUGCUGACAGCCUGAUUGUGCACUUCAGCGAAGUGAUAGGAAGAGGACAUUUUGGGUGUGUGUACCAUGGGACAUUGCUCGAUAACGAUGGCGGGAAAAUUCAUUGUGCUGUGAAGUCACUGAAUAGGAUUACAGACCUGGAAGAAGUAGCUCAGUUUCUGAAAGAAGGAAUAAUCAUGAAAGAUUUCACUCAUCCCAAUGUUCUGUCACUCCUGGGAAUCUGUUUGCCCAAUGAAGGAUCCCCCUUAGUCGUUCUGCCGUACAUGAAACAUGGAGAUCUUCGAAACUUCAUUAGGAAUGAGACUCAUAACCCAACGGUAAAAGAUUUAAUUGGAUUUGGCCUUCAGGUCGCAAAAGGGAUGAAAUACCUUGCAAGCAAAAAGUUUGUCCAUAGAGACUUGGCAGCAAGAAACUGUAUGUUGGAUGAAAAAUUCACUGUCAAGGUUGCUGAUUUUGGUCUUGCUAGAGAUGUCUAUGAUAAAGAAUACUACAGUGUGCACAAUAAAACAGGAGCUAAACUGCCAGUGAAAUGGAUGGCUUUAGAAAGUUUACAAACUCAGAAGUUCACAACAAAGUCAGAUGUGUGGUCCUUUGGUGUGUUGUUAUGGGAACUUAUGACAAGAGGGGCACCACCUUAUCCUGAUGUAAAUUCUUUUGAUAUCACUGUUUACUUAUUACAAGGAAGAAGGCUGCUACAACCUGAAUACUGCCCCGACCCACUGUAUGAAGUCAUGCUGAAGUGCUGGCAUCCAAAACCUGAGAUGCGCCCAGCAUUUUCUGAACUUGUUUCAAAAAUAUCAACAAUCUUCUCCACUUUUAUUGGGGAACACUACGUUCAUGUCAAUGCUACUUAUGUCAACGUGAAGUGCAUUGCUCCCUAUCCUUCUCUUUUAUCAUCACAACACAACACAGACAUGGACGUUGACACAUGACGGGUAUGUCUGAAAUAGAGGAAAAUCCAUUCUUAGUUGUAUGAACAAAAAGCAAAACAUUUUGUCCACUAGUUUUUACUGCCCAGUCUUUGUGAGAACACUGUUGCACAUGUUUAUGUUGUUGCCCAAAUUGCACUAGUACAAGGACAUGGUUUCAUAUUGUUUAAGGCUAUGGGAUUCUAUAGACCAUCACAGUAAUUUCCAAGUAUUUGGACAAAUGCAUCAAUUUACGAAAUGGGAACGUCGUGUGCUACCAUCCAGAGCUAGUUCCCACUAGCUCUCAGUAACGUGUGCUCAGACCCAAGAACAAAGAUUCAUCAUUAAUGCCAUGAAGGAGAAAGUAGAAUACCACUCAGUACGGCUGGAAGGACUGUUACUGUUGCGUGUACUUUAGGAUAAUGAGCAGUGCAGAAAUGUUUUCACACAAAAGGCUAAGACAAACAAUGAGAGUUUUUUCCUCCCGCAUAGUCCAAACUUUGGAUUUUUGCACUACAUCAACAAGGUUUCUUAGAACAUAGGCAGCCAAGAGAGCCAGCCUCAUGGUAAGUGUCCUAACAGAAAUCAACAUCAAAAAACGGUGUGCAGUUAAAUAAGUGUGUCAGCCUUGCCAGUCCUCUGGUGUAGUCAGACGGUACAUAAAAUGAAGGGAAAAUCAUUUAGCUUCAAGCAUUCCUAGUGGCAACUUUAUUCCAACAUUCAGCCACUUCUUUGAGUCAAACGGCCUGUAUCAACAGAUCUCUUGCCGAAAAAUGCAAAACCUCCAUUUCUUUCAAUAAAUAAUUAACCACUCUCUGAGAAUAAAAACUUGAAUGCAUCCAUAUUAAAUGCCAGGCUGAUCCCUGGGAUGUAGUCACAUUAUUCUAGGGAGGAAGAGGCGACAGGCAGGCUGGCAACCAUACGGAGCUGCUGUCUGGUGAGUCACUCGGCGAGUAGCUGAAGCUGUGCCACCUACCCUUGGGUGGAGCUGCCGCCAAAGGUGAGUAAGGAGCAGAGGCGUGUUAGCCAGCCGUGACCUAAAAAGACACCGCCAUAGCAGGAAUGUGGAUAGCUUCUUCAUGCCAGCCCUGAAGAGCGGAGAAGACCGAUCAAAAGGAGACAGAGCUUUAGGCCUCUUCUUGGCUCACACAACCCAAUGAAUUAUGAUACCUACUUUUAUUUCUAAAGUAUGACCAGAGAAACAGUUUUGAAGAGAGGUAGUAAACAAAACUUUCAUUCAUUAGGGAAGAGUACUACAGCUUUAGGGCAAGCAUCACAUGUCAUUUCUGUUCCUGUGGAAUUCUGUGCAUACUACUGUAUAGCUUGUUUAGUAUAGGACAGAACUGGGUUUGUUGGUGUAAACACAUAAAGUAUUCUAUUUUUAUAUUAAAAAAAAAGUUUAUUUUUAAUGACAUUUACAAAGUUUGGUUAGGCCACAAAAUACUGCACUGUGAACAUUUCAGAAAAUGUAUGUCAAUGUACAUGAUUCAUAAAUUGUAGCAACCUUAAAAAAUACUUUGUAAAUAUUAAAAAGGAAAAGAACUGACUGUAAACACACUCCACCCUAAGUAUAAUAUCUCCGUUGCUGCAAGCCAACCAUUUAAGAUCUUCAAAGAGAAGUAGUACAGAUAAAGAACUGAUAGAAGGGAGACAUAUUGUUCUUGGGAGACAGUGUUAUAACCGAAAGAUUUAUAAUGAGGGCAGAGUGUGUAGGCAAACUAUGAGCAGAUAAUAUUGUAUUGUGUUUCAUCACCACUUUCAUUUCAGAAACGAACUUUCAUGUCUGCUGAGAGCAAUACUAAUUGUAGAUUGCUCAAGGACAAAAGGCUUUGCUGCAGGCAAAAAAAAAAAAAAGAAAAUCAUCUCUAUGGUUUUUAAAACAGCUAAGGAAGUUUAUGACACAUAGCUUUGGAGAAGAUACUCCAAAACUUGUACAUACAUGCUUGAGGAACGCUGCAAUGUGAAACAAAGGACAUUUUUACUAUUUAUGAACUUUUGCUUAAUAAAGUUAAUGUUGUGUCUGGGACACCUGUAAGAAUAUGUGAUUCUGGUAAAGAUUUGAUGUUAGUAAGUUCAUAUAUCUGCAAAAGAGCUGAAUGGUACUUAUGUUCAUAGUUGUUAUGACCUAAUAAACAUGUUAUUAAAAUGAA